CGUUGACGGGCCUGGUGAGAAAAGAAAGGCAUAACUUUGCGGAACGGAACACGGACGACGACCGAUCGAGUCGGAUAUUUUUGGUUGAAUUUAGUGGAGAAAAAACCGAUAGGUAGUGUAAUCGUUUCCGGUGUUAUCAUCUGUGCAAUUCAUCGUGUGAAAAACUCUUCAUCGUGUGUCGGUCUACUGGAAAAACCUAAAGAAAAAAUUUGUGCAAUCGCUUAGCAGACGGGAGCGAAGAAACGCUUUGGACUUUUUUUUUUCGCGAAAAUCAUCCCCGCUUACGGCCGUCGUGUGCGUGUGUGUAGUACGGUGAGAGAGUUUGCGUUUUUGGGGCCGUCGCCAGCCAACGAGAAGAGUCAACAAGUUUCGGCUCAGUUUUGUAAUUUACGGGCUGUGGAGUUGGCCCCCAUUCAUCAUCAACUACUGUUCGAUCGUCAAGAAGUGUGUGAAGUGUGUUUGUAAUAAGUGCUGCUCGUUUUGUUCUAGUGAUCCUUCAAAGAAGGGAAGAAACCGUGUAGGAUAUUUUUAGGCGGAGUGGAGAAAAGUCUCAUUACUCGACGCCCGCCGCCGCAUUUGGAGGAGAAAACUGCCGCCGUGGCCGUGGAGGUGGUGGUGGAAGGAUAACCCUGGGUGCCCUGGUGCUAGCGGACGAUGCCAAUGUUGUCUCAAUUUCAAAUGAACUUUCGAGCGUUCCUAGUGCUUGCAUCGAAAAUAUGGACCUGCAUCUGUUAUAUGUUCAACCGGCAGGUUAGAGCGUUUGUACAGCAUCAACCGGUAAAAUAUGAACUGUUCCCGCUGUCACCGGUAUCCCGGCACCGGCUCGGGAUGGUCCAGCGCAAAACGUUGGUGCUGGACCUGGACGAGACGCUGAUCCACUCGCACCACGACGCGAUGCCACGGAACACGGUGAAACCCGGCACGCCGCACGACUUCACCGUCAAAGUCACCAUCGACCGGCAUCCGGUGCGGUUCUUCGUGCACAAACGGCCGCACGUAGACUACUUUUUGGACAUUGUAUCACAAUGGUACGAUCUAGUCGUUUUUACCGCCAGUAUGGAAAUCUACGGCGCUGCUGUCGCCGACAAGCUGGACAAUGGACGAAACAUCCUGAAACGUCGCUACUACCGGCAGCACUGUACGCCAGACUUCGGUUCGUACACGAAAGACCUGUCGGCGAUAUGCGGCGAUCUGAAUAGAAUAUUCAUCAUAGACAAUUCACCCGGUGCGUAUCGAUGUUUCCCGAAUAAUGCCAUCCCAAUCAAGUCCUGGUUCUCCGAUCCGAUGGACAUAUGUCUGCUGUCACUGUUACCUCUACUAGAUGCGCUAAGGUUUACCAAUGACGUACGAUCAGUGCUCUCGCGGAAUCUGCACCUACAUCGCUUAUGGUAGCAGAAUUUAAGUAAUAUUUUAUGGUGCGCUGUGAGACUUCUGAAAUCUUACAAAUAUUCGUUUAUUUUAUUCUAAAGUUACAACCUACGGUCGGUCAUGCGAAUGGGAACCGUCGUCGCAAGAAAAAAAGAAUAACCUGAGCUAAACUAAAGAACACAAUAGAGUGGGUAAGCGAAGAUAAGAUAACUGAACAACAUCUACUGCUAUCUUAGUAGAUCACGAAUGGGUAGUAUAUUUUGUAAAAUAAGUGUAUGUUAUAUGUUAAAAAUACACGCCUAUGUUUCUUUUAACAUUACGAUCGUUCCUCAGUAGAUUUGCAUAAUUUAUCAGAUUCUGCUUUCGGUUUCUUAAGUACUAUUUGUUUUUCAUAGAGUGAUUUAAAGUAUAAAGUCAUGUUUUCCUAUUUGGAUAAUAUACGUUUUCAAAAAGACAAACUACGUUUAAAAAGAAGACACGAUUCAAAACUGUAAUUAUAGAAUCAUUGAGGCACUGAACCACUGAGUAAGAGAGAAUGUCAAUGACAUUAUAUGAUUUUUUUUACAGUUUUUGAAUAGCGAAAAGAAGAAAAAGAGAUGAUAGCUGAUUUACAUUGAUGAUUGUACUACCUUUGUUUACCAUCGAAUGGGUAUAAAAUAAAAGCAAAAUGAUGACACAUCAAAAUUUAAAACUUGGGACUUUUUCGUUGUCGAAGCGAAUGACACAAAUCUGUUAGUGCAAAAUAUGGGGAACUGUGAGUUACCUCCUAUCAGUUAAAGAAAGUUGACAAACUAGGAAUAAUCUUAUUAUUUUUACAAAUUCAGCAAUAGUUGCACUCAUUACGCGAAAAACACUCAAUUUACUGGAUUAUUUGUAACUGUGUAGAGUAAGUCUCCGGUAUCCAAAUGGGUGUUUUUUUUCAAAGCAUCAUUCAUAAAUACACCAUUCACGUUUUUAAAACAAAUCAAAACUAGUAUUUUCGUGCAAAACAAAACCAUAGUUUUUUAAAUUAAUAUCAAUGUUCAAUUAAUAAAUUUAAUCACAGUGUUUCUAUUUUCUUGAAAAUCCGUUAGGCCGGAACAAAUCUCAUUUUCUUCUUUUGUCACUUCACUCGUUGACUCGUCAAGGGGGAGGAUGAUAAAUCAUAAGUGCAUUUGAUGCAAAAUUACCCAAACAAUUAGGCAAAAUCGUCAAACUCAUCGGAUUUGUUAAGAAAUUUUCUCGACGACUCUAAUUUCACUUUAAAAAGUUUAAAUUUCUUGAAUAAUUUAUUUGUGUCCCCCCUCAAAAUGUCGGAUUCCGAUCAAAAUUUUCCGAGGGGGCGGUGACAUAAGAAAAAGUCGAAAUUUGUGUCAGCCUUAUUGCUACACGAAAAUACUGAGUCAAGAUUUGCAUGAAUGAUUUAAAGCCAACAUCUUUCAUAGCAUCGUAACCACCAUGUAAAGCUUGGCAUUUUGAUCCUAAAUAAUGCCCUACUAUGAAUGUAUCAUUACAUAAUGUUUAUUAAAGAAAACAUAUGUUCUUUAUUGUCCUUGGUGGAACCAGCAGAAGAAAGUAUUUCCCAUCUGUAUUAUUCUGCAUGCGAGUGAAAUAUCUAUGAAUUUGACUCGCUCCCCUUCACCACGAACAAUUGUAGAGGCUAUACGAAGCGAAAGCAAGUGCGGAGAAUGCAUAAAACUGUUGGUUAACAAUUAUAAAUCGAGACGUUUCAGUGAAAUGUUCCAUAUUUUGCACUUCGUAAAAUGUGUUUAUACACAUGUUCUUCCUUUCAGGUCACUUAAAAUAAGUUGCCGCAUGAAUGCUUUCUAACGUAGUUAAAUACACUUAUUUUCAUCAGAAACAAGCUUAAAUUUGUCCAGACAGUUUGUGUUCAAUAGUUCUUAUAACUAAUUUCUCCAUGAACAAGUCUUCGCAUGCUAGUGCAAAACAAUAGAACAUAUUUUCAAACAGAACCGUUUAUUGAUUACAUUAACCUAUGAUGUCUCCCACUUUUGAAGUUAUUAUAACUUUUCUCUUUUCACCCGGUUUUCCCCUUGUCUAAACACUUGAAUUUUUCGAAAACACAUCUUGCUACAAUAAAAAACUUGGUAAUAAAAUGACAAAUUCUCUUGUUAGAUGUAAGUUAGUGAACAAAUGAUGAGAAUUAAAUGAAAGGAAAUGUGUUUGGUAACACAAACAAGAAUUUGAAGUUAGGCUCUGUAUUUUGGAAACAUGUAACAUUAAUGAAAUAAAUUUACACAUACAAAACAAACGAUUUUCUCACCAGAAAUGAAAAAUGUCACGAUCAAGUGCAAA
Molecule: messenger RNA, 3663 nt
Organism: Aedes albopictus (Asian tiger mosquito)
Lineage: Eukaryota; Metazoa; Arthropoda; Insecta; Diptera; Culicidae
Gene: Dd
Product: CTD nuclear envelope phosphatase 1 homolog
Exons: 6
Coding region: 655-1392 (245 amino acids)
Molecular function (GO): phosphoprotein phosphatase activity
Source: RefSeq, a predicted model, not a curated record